This is a messenger RNA of Impatiens glandulifera, 773 nucleotides long. RefSeq names its product 60S ribosomal protein L9-like. The coding region runs from base 37 to 615 and encodes 192 amino acids. Gene Ontology annotation, molecular function: structural constituent of ribosome; rRNA binding. The transcript is spliced from 3 exons. Gene Ontology annotation, biological process: cytoplasmic translation. Lineage: Eukaryota; Viridiplantae; Streptophyta; Magnoliopsida; Ericales; Balsaminaceae. The record is from RefSeq and is a predicted model, not a curated record. Gene Ontology annotation, cellular component: cytosolic large ribosomal subunit; ribosome.
ACUUUCGAAAGCAAGCAGCGGCAGCAGCAAGGAAAAAUGAAGACGAUAUUGUCAUCGGAAACAAUGGACAUUCCCGAUGGAAUUACCAUCAAGAUAAAGGCUAAGGUAAUCGAAGUUGAAGGUCCAAGAGGUAAGCUUACACGUAACUUCAAGCAUCUGAAUCUCGACUUUGAAUUGAUCAAAGACGAAGGAAAGACGAAACUGAAGAUCGAUUCCUGGUUCGGAUCUCGCAAAACCACCGCAGCAAUUCGUACCGCUUUAAGCCAUGUAGAUAAUCUUAUCACCGGUGUAACCAAAGGUUAUCGGUAUAAGAUGCGUUUCGUUUAUGCACAUUUUCCUAUCAAUGCAAGUAUCACUAAUGGAAAUAAGUCUAUUGAGAUUCGUAAUUUCCUUGGAGAGAAGAAGGUGAGGAAGGUUGAUAUGCUUGAUGGAGUAUCGAUUUUGAGAUCUGAAAAGGUGAAGGAUGAAUUGACUCUUGAUGGAAAUGAUAUAGAGCUUGUUUCUAGAUCUGCUGCUUUGAUAAACCAAAAAUGUCAUGUGAAGAAGAAAGAUAUAAGGAAAUUUCUUGAUGGUAUCUAUGUUAGUGAGAAGGGAAAAAUCACUGAGGAAGAGUAGUUUUCCAUCUUCUUUUUGGAACUUGAUGAGUAAAAUUUUGGGUUUUCAAAGUUUUGUCAUCAUUGAGAGAUCUUGAUUAUAUGAUCAAUUGGAUGUUUUUGAGCUGCAUUAAUGCAAGUUCUACUUUGAUUCUUUUCAAAUAAAUUGGGUUGGAACUU